Punica granatum (pomegranate) is the source of this 1195-nucleotide messenger RNA. The record is from RefSeq and is a predicted model, not a curated record. NCBI's taxonomy places the organism in Eukaryota, Viridiplantae, Streptophyta, Magnoliopsida, Myrtales, Lythraceae.
UGCCUAAUUCAUAAGUCUACAUUUUCAUAUUCCUAAUACCCUCCUAAACCCUCUCCACCAUGCUUAUGUCCUCGAAACGGCCGGCGCAGCCGUCCCGGCACGACUCCGGCGACCGCGGGGCGCCGCCGUCGAACUGCCUCUGGGUCGGUAACCUCCCAAAGAAAUUAACGGAUGCAGAGCUGACGGACCUGUUCCGGAGAUUCGAGCCACUUGAAGCGACCUCCAGGGGCAACCGGGGUUUCAGAUUCGUCUACUUUAACCGCAUAGAGGAUGCGAUCGCCGCUAAGGACGCUCUGCAGGGAGCCACCGUGAAGGAGAGGCCAAUCAAGAUCGAGUUUUCGCAAACGGCUGUAAGGUGUGCUCAUCCCGAAAAACGUGAUCCAGUCCAGCAAAAUCCUCCCUAUGCUGUGAUGACAGACACACAAGAGGCUUCACCAUUGUGGUCGCGUGUAGAGUCACAGGAUGAUAACCUGGGCAGCCGUUACUCUUCUGAUUUUGAGCUGACCUCAAGGCAGUCUGAGUCCAAUGCCGGGGGCCAAGUCUUGCACGAUCCUCCUCAAGCAGUGAUGGCCUACACACUGGAGGGCUCGCUCCUUAUGUUCCCAGUGGAGCCACGGCAUUCUAACAUAAGCCGCUAUUACCAUCGUCACACUAAUCUUAUUCCCCGAUGCGAGGUGGAUAGGUAUCUGAGUAACCUAGAUGGGAUGAUAGAGUUCUUCCUACAGCACACUACCACGUCUGCUGAAACCUAUCGGCAGGUCGUGUCAGAACGGGAUCAGGCAAUACGGGACCGAGAUCAGGCGAUACAGGACCGAGAUCAGGCGAGGAGGGAGCUAGGUGAGGUGAGAGAGCAUUGGAAAAAGCCCCGAGUCUACCUUCUAAAAUGAAUAUCCGAGACAUGGCAUGAGGCUCUCUGGCGACAACAGGGGACAACAGAAGUGAUAAAAACUGGUGAAUCUGAAUCUGAAACAUCUUUCCUAUGCUUGAUUCCGGGUUAUAGGAUUUUGUAAAUCCAAAGUUUUGCUUCAAUUUUUAGGUGUUCGUUGAAUAUAACUACAGACCUUUACUGUCAAUCUAUUGACAUCGGAUUAAGCAAUAGAAAUGUAUAUAUUACUAAUUCGGUGUCGCUGUAUAUAUCUUUUUCGUCAAUCAAUACUUUGUGUAACAAAGAAAAGGUAGAUGUUGCUCUUAAGAA